UUAAGCCAUUUCAGUUGCCAGUUAUUACGGCAGUUGUCAGUCAUAUGCGGUGUGGAAAUAGAUAAGGCUUAUCUCUGUCGCUGUGACUGGUGGAGAUAUUCGGUUUGACCGAUGCCAUUAGAUGCUGAGUUUUCUGAGGUGCUUCAGCUGUGUCCUAUAUUGCACGGACUGAGAUGACCCAGAUCCGUGUGCACGGCGACUGCCCAUAAACGAAUUAACUGUCUCUCUUCUGUUUCUUAUCUUCUCUCCCAUGUCCCUUUUCUUCCACUCGCUCUGUUGCUCCUUAAGGGGAAAUCCACUCAGAAAUGGUCGUUAAGCAUCAUUUGAGGCAUUUUGCAUCAUCACGAGGAUGGUGCAAGUGAGAAUUUGAUUUUCGAAAGUCCUAUAUCUUGAAAAUGUGAUUUCUGACAUGCAAAACACUUUGGGAAUUUAUCAACAGUGGACAAAUAUAUUUUGGGUUGGAUUUGUGCUUCAACGCACCUCUCUCUCUCUUUCUCUUUAUUUCCCUCCCUCACGCAAUUCCCACCCAUACCUGUGUUGUGUGCCUCUUGCGCCGGCUGGGCGUGCAGCCUGGUGAAGGAAGGGUGAUGGGGAUGCGGCUGCCAUGGUAACACGCCGAUUAGAUUCAGACCUUUGUGUGUAUUUAUUUAUUUAAUAUUUCAGUUGCGUGCGUGCGUGCGUGCGUGCAUGAGAGGUGACGGGCGUUAUGGAAGUCAGCCUGCAAUCGGAAUCAGACUAUUAAGACUGGUGUCGCGUUCAUUUUGAGUUAUGAUUGGCCAUAGAAUUGCCUAUUUAAAUAUUUGGCUAUACCUUCUCAAGCUCAACAAGUUAUUCCGGUUGGAACAGGACUUCAUGGAUAUAAUUCAUUCAAGUGCACUUAAUUUCCUUGCAUGGUUUAAUUCAUCAAGAUUCGUUAAAAACAUGUAAAUGAAACGAAGGUUUUGUUAAUCGUAAAUUAAUAGGAUGGGCUCCAAAGAUGUCGCUGUAACGGUCCAAGGAUGUCAUUGGGACUGACUGGAGAAGUGGAAGAGGAGGGGAAACGCGUCUGAAAUAGCAGAACAUUUAUCCGGGCGGAUUUGGAGACGUCACAUAUUCUGCACUUGCUCAGGUUGUCUGUUCUGUUUGUGUGUUUCCGAACUGAAUUCCGAAAAUAACCCUAAUGCUGACGCUAACAGCUUGUCUUGUUUUACGUGCCCGGACAAAGGGAAUAUUAUCGGGUGUUAGGCGAGUGUGGACUACAUUGGGGGUACGACCACUUGCAUAUGUACUCUUGCUUAUUUUCGUGUCUUUGUGUGUGUAUCUUUGUCUGUGUUUGAAAGCGUGUUUCAGUAUAAAUCAGUGCGUGGGUGAGUCAGACUUUGUGCAAGUGUCUGUCUGUGUGUGUCUCGUGCCCGUUUGUGUCCGUUAAAACAAACCGAUCCGUGCUUAUGAGGCUCACGUGUACUUAUCAUUCAUAGGUAGCCAACCGCCCAAAACUACCACCUCUCAUCCACUGUCAAGAUGAACUCUUACAGAAUACUACCAUGUGUCGAUGAGAGCAAGAGGGAGACAUAUCCUUGACAACCAGAGAGGGAGGGUCAAAGAGCGACCUGCGUCAUUAUCCCUGAGAGAGAGACCAGGAAUCACGUGCCAAUAUGCCUGGUGUCGAAACGCUGAGGGCAGCAAUAGAAAGGAGAAGGUGGGCCUCAGGCCAGGAGAAGAAGGGAGGAUGGAGAGAUCUCGAUGAAGAAAAGCGAGCUGGGGAAAUGAGAAGAUAAGAGAAAGCACUGCCAUCAUAAUUUUGGAGUGACAAAUCUAUUUGUGGCAAACUCCCAGAGGUGGGGCAAACUCCCAGAGGUGGGGCAAACUCCCAGAGGUGGGGUUAGGAUGCACAGAUCAGUGGAGAGGAGACAGAUCACUACAAGCCAUUGGAGAUUAUAAAAAGUUGAGGUCAACUAUUUAAUCACCACCUUUCUCUUUCCCCAGACAGUCUUAGGUAGUAGCCUUUUAUUAGGCUCCUAGUUGAACAUUGACAGGACAUAUUGUCCCAUUUUGACAAUCUGUUUCCAGAGUGAGAGUGACAGGUUAUAUUGAUCUCCCUUUGCCCCCCUUCUCCCUGGUUAGGGGAUGGAUGGGGUGGCGGGAGGUGUUGGGCCCCCUGGCGGGAGUGAGGGUCGGCCGGGUCGUAGUGGAGGAGACUCUAAGAGGCGCAGUAAGGGCAGCCUGCCCUCCCCAGGGUAUCGCCUCUCCCAGGCAUCUCUGGAGGGUGACAGGUCAGGGGUCGAGGGGUCCGGUUCCGGAGGGGGGCGACGGCGCCUCUCCAUCUUGAGUGCCACCCGAGACGGCCUCCCCUUCCAUUCAGCGGGCACCCCGACCACCCCUGUCCCCCUGCCCCCUCCUCCAGCCCCCUUCUCCUCCGCCCAGCAGCGUUCUGUUGGCUUUUCCUCGUCACGCGCUGCCCUUGCCUCCACUUCCUCCUCCACCGGCACCGGAGUGGUCGUCGUAGCGUUGGGCCCGGAAACCACGACAACCACGGCUUGUAACACCGUGGCGGGCACACCGGAGAUGGGGAGUCUGUCUGGGACGGGGGGCAUGGGGGGGUUUGGGAUGGGUCUGGACGGGGAGGACUACAGCUACUCCAACCAGUCCACCUUCAUCCAGAGACAGUUUGGAGCCAUGCUGCAGCCGGGGGUCAACAAGUUCAGCCUGCGCAUGUUUGGGUCCCACAAGGCCGUGGCCAUGGAGCAGGAGAGACUCAAAUCAGCAGGGGAGUGGAUCAUACACCCCUACAGCGACUUCAGGUUCUACUGGGAUCUGAUCAUGUUGUGUCUGAUGAUGGGGAACCUGAUCAUUCUGCCAGUAGGAAUCACCUUCUUUAAGGAUGAGAACACUCCUCCCUGGAUCAUCUUCAACGUGGUCUCUGAUACUCUCUUCCUGGUUGACCUGGUCCUCAACUUCAGGACCGGUAUCGUCAAGGAGGACAGCACCGAGAUACUGCUAGACCCCAAGGCUAUCCGUCAGCGCUACCUAAAGAGCUGGUUUGCGGUGGACUUUGUGUCGUCCAUCCCUGUGGACUACAUCUUCCUGAUGGUGGACUUGGAGGCCCGGCUGGACUCAGAGGUUUACAGGACGGCCAGGGCCCUCCGCAUCGUACGCUUCACCAAGAUCCUCAGCCUGCUACGCCUGCUGCGCCUGUCACGACUCAUACGCUACAUCCACCAGUGGGAGGAGAUCUUCCAUAUGACCUAUGACCUGGCCAGUGCCAUGGUGAGGAUAGUCAACCUGAUAGGCAUGAUGCUGCUGCUGUGCCACUGGGACGGAUGUCUACAGUUCCUGGUUCCCAUGCUGCAGGACUUCCCCCUGGACUGCUGGGUCUCCAAGAAUAACAUGGUGAAUGACACGUGGGGGAUCCAGUACUCCUAUGCCCUGUUCAAGGCGAUGAGCCACAUGUUGUGUAUUGGCUACGGUGCCCAGGCUCCAGAGGGCAUGACAGACGUGUGGCUCACCAUGCUCAGUAUGAUCAUUGGUGCCACCUGCUAUGCCAUGUUCAUCGGCCAUGCUACCGCUCUCAUACAGUCCCUGGACUCCUCACGACGACAGUACCAGGAGAAAUAUAAGCAGGUGGAACAGUACAUGUCGUUCCAUAAGCUCCCUGCAGAUGUCCGUCAGAGGAUUCAUGAGUACUACGAGCAUCGCUUCCAGGGCAAGAUGUUUGACGAGGAGAACAUACUGGGUGAACUCAGCGAACCACUAAAGGAGGCGAUAGUUAGCUUUAACUGCCGUAGCCUAGUGGCUCACAUGCCGCUGUUUGCUAACGCGGACCCUAACUUUGUGACGGCAGUGUUGACCAAGCUUCGCUUCGAGGUGUUCCAGCCCAAUGACUUCAUCAUCCGUGAGGGCACAGUGGGACGCAAGAUGUACUUCAUUCAACACGGACGAGUCGGCAUACUCACCCGCGGAAACAGGGAGACCAAACUCAGUGACGGGUCCUACUUUGGGGAGAUCUGUCUGUUGACUCGGGGCCGGAGGACGGCGAGCGUCAGAGCGGAUACGUACUGUCGUCUCUACUCCCUCAGUGUGGACAGCUUCAACGAGGUCCUGGAGGAACACCCCAUGAUGAGGCGGGCCUUCGAGACGGUGGCCGUCGACCGGUUGGACCGCAUCGGUAGGAAGAACUCUAUCCUGAUGAGAAAGCCUUCCCAGGCGAGUUCCAUGGCGGGGGGCAGCGGUUUUGGGCGUGGGGGUCAAGGAGGAGGGGGGGCGGGGCUAGGCAUGGGGGGGCUGGGCUUCUGUGACAGCAUGCUGGUUCAGCAGACCGUUAAACACGACAGCAUGCCAGCCAUGCAGGAGGCCAUCGCUGCUGCAGGAAGGGGAGGGGCCACUGGAGGAAGUGGUACGGUCUCUCCUAGGCCCCACCCACUGAUCUGGGCUCCACUGAUCCACGCUCCGCUCCAGACGGCGGCCGCUACGACUAACGUGGCCAUCGCCCUCAUGCACCAGCAGCAACAGCAACAGCAGCUUCAACAUCAGCUACAGCAGCAACAUGCGCUAGGGGGCACUAUAUUCCUCCCCUCCAUCUCUCCAUCGCCCUCCGUCUCCUUCCCCCUCUCCCCCCCGCGGCCCCCUGUCCUGCAGCCCCUGCGCCCCUCUGUGAGUUCCCUCAUUGGGAUGAUGGGGGUAGGAGGGAUGGGGGGGCUGUCCCCUAGAGGGGGGUUUCCUGCCUUCCCCUCCACCUCGCCCUUCCCCAUGGCCCCCCCGGGAGGUGUGAUAUCACCCCUUGUUGCUCAAACCCCACCCACACCGGCCUCCUCUGUCUCCACGUCGGUCCAAUUAGGAAAGACCCUGCACUACAGUCUCCGCCUCCACCCGGAACACUCUUCAGUGAUGGGUGGAACCCCAGGAAUCCCCAAGGUAGGAGGAGCCACCACACCCCAUCUGUUCUACCACAUGAAUCCAACUGCAGCCACCAGUGUCAUGUCAGACACUUGCAGUUCCAUGGCUGGCCAGCAUGGGGCCAAGGAGGCGCUAUUGCGUCACGGAGGCAGCAGCAACCAGGGCCUGCCUGCACUCGGGAGGCUCACCCAGGAGGCCAGGCUCCUCUCCGCCUCGCAGCCCACCCUGCCUCAUCGAUCCUGGGCAAGCAUGCAGCCUCACCCCCCUCUCCAGCGGAAGACCUCUGGAGGUAACCUGCUGCCAGCCUCGUUCCUGGCUGGGACGCAGCUAGCCAGGGGUGGCAGUGUGGGGGUGUUGACUACUCCCCUACCAGUACAAGUCCCAGCACAACGGUUACAGAUGCCCCCCUUCAAUGCACAGAUACAAGCACAGAACCUGGGCUCUAUACAGCCCCUCCCUGAUCCUGCCUCUACACACUGCCCUGCACACACACACACAGCCACACACACACAUCCCGUCGCUGUACCUGCAGCCACACCCACAUCAGCUUCUCCCCUGGCCUCCUACACUUCCUCCCGCAAACAAACCCCUCUCUCCUCUGCCACCCCCUCCCCUGCUCCCACUCCUUUCUCCCUCAUCCCAGCCCUGCCACUGACCCCUCGCCCCAAACCCACCCCUACACCCCCAUCUCGCUCCUCCUCUCCUCCCCCCUGCUCCAUCCCUCCCUCUUUCGGAACUACUCCACUCUCCUUAACUUCUCGCUCCAAACCCAUCCCUACACCUCCCCCGUGCUCUUCUUCCCCCUCUCCCUCCUCCACUCCCCCUCCCUUCUCUGUAACCACCUCUUUCCCCCUCACCUCAACCCCUCGGUCCAAACCCAUCCCUACAUCUCCCCCGUGCUCUUCUUCCCCCUCUCCCUCCUCCACUCCCCCUCCCUUCUCUGUAACCACCUCUUUCCCCCUCACCUCAACCCCUCGGUCCAAACCCAUCCCUACAUCUCCCCCUCGCUCUUCUUCCCCCUCUCCCUCCUCCACUCCCCCUCCCUUCUCUGUAACCACCUCUUUCCCCCUCACCUCAGCCCCUCGGUCCAAACCCAUCCCUACACCUCCCCCGUGCUCUUCUUCCCCCUCUCCCUCCUCCACUCCCCCUCCCUCCUCUGUAACCACCUCUUUCCCCCUCACCUCAACCCCUCGGUCCAAACCCAUCCCUACACCUCCCCCUCGCUCUUCUUCCCCCUCUCCCUCCUCCACUCCCCCUCCCUUCUCUGUAACCACCUCUUUCCCCCUCACCUCAACCCCUCGGUCCAAACCCAUCCCUACACCUCCCCCGUGCUCUUCGUCCCCCUCUCCUUCCUCCACUCUCCCUCCCUCUUCUGUCAGUGCCCCUCUCUCACUUCCACAAACCCAUGGGCGCAAGUCCUCUCUCGGAUCCCCCUCUCCCCCCUCCUCUUCCCCACCCUCCUCUCCCACUCUUCUUCAGAGCCCCCUAAUAAAGCCCUCCCCUACACCCCCCUCCCCUUACCCUCUAUCUGGGCUCACCCCUAACCCCUCUAAAGCAUUUUCCCCUAUCCAGACUUGUACCCCUACCCCUACCCUCUCUCAACUCUCCAAUCGUCCCUCUACUCCUAUUUCUAUUCCUGUUCCCACUCAGAGCCAAACCCUGACUGCAACCCCCACCCCAGCCUCCACCCCCACCCCAGCCUCCACUCCCACCCCAGCCUCCACUCCCACCCCAGCCUCCACUCCCACCCCAGCCUCCACUCCCACCCCAGCCUCCACUCCCACCCUAGCUCCAACCUCAACCUUGAUUCCCACCCCUUCUUCCAGUAAAGCUCCCACUCCUAUCUCUAUCCCUUCACCUGCCCUUAUGCAAAACCAAACUCUAACCCCAACACCUACCAGUUCUAAAACUCAGGCCCCAACCUCAACCUCAACUCCAACCCCCAAACCUCCCCCUACCCAUACUGCCAAACAUACCCCACAUACAGCCCCUGUUCAAACCUCCACCCAUACUCCAACACCCACAUCUAAGCAUUCUCUUACUCCUGUACCCAUCGCCUCCGAUGCUGCAAUUCAAGCCCCAACAAAAGGCUCAGCCCACACCCCAAAACAGACCCCAGCAGCCCAAACCCUAGUCCAAACACCUGCCCCAAAACCCACUUCUAAAUGUUCUAUUACCCCCACAAUCCCACCUGUACCUAUCCAUACCCCAAAACAAUCCUCCACCCCCAAACCUGCAUCAACCCAUACCUCAAAACAGAGCCAACCUUUAGCUCCUGUCCCCACACCUACCUGUACCCCUUACACCAGUCAUGCUCCAAAGCUGACCACAGCCGUAACACCUGUCCAAACCUCCACUACCACCCUUCCACACACUCAGUUGGUCCCAGGCCCAGCCACCUCCCUCCCUCAAAGCGCUUUCCCCCCAGCCACCUCUGCCCCCUCCGCCUCCCCCAAGGGGGGCAAAAAGGACCCUUAGCUGCCUCAGACAGGGAAAGACUAAUAGGGACUGAGAGAAAAACUGCCUUCCAACAUGUGAUGGUCCUGGAGGAAAUGAUCUGAUUGGAGGAUGGACUUUUCGGGCCAGAUAUACUGUGUAGGUUGUGUCACAAAACACCCCAUGCCCCAAUUAAAGUAGCACACUGUAGGGAAUAGGGUACUGCAGAUUUGAGUUCAACAAACUAUCCUCCAAACAGUCCAUGACUUGCGACUAGGUUUUAACUGUUGUUGCCAACAUCUCAUGCUAAAAUUCUAGAUUCAAACCGAGUUCGGCAGACUCUGUAUAUCUAUGGCUCUGGUGACUAGGGCAGGCUAGAGUAGAAUCACAGUUUUUAUUUGAAGUCCAAACAUAUAGAUACAUAUCUGUGUCAGUGAUUGUUGGAGCAAGCAAGAGAGAUGAAGUGGAAAGAUAAUGGCAGCACACAGUGGGAGGGACGAUACAGCUGUCAGAAAAGACCAGGACGAUGACGACAAAGAUAGCAAUGGGUUCGUUGCAUCUUGUUGCUGAUUGGAGGAGGGUUAGUUGGUCAAUUAUAAGGCGACCAAUAAGAUAGGCACUUCCUGAUUUCCAGCUCCACCUCCCUUUUGCCUCUCGCUCUUCACCAAAGUGUAAUAUUUUGUCAUUAUAUGAUUAAUCAUAGUAUGAGAUUAAUAAUCACUGUAAAGUUAAUCAUCAUAUUGAUCAGUAACUAUAGGAGCGAUUGAUCCACUUGUAGUUUUGUUGUCUAAGUUGUGUGGUGUUUAGCUUCGGUCCAAUAUGUUCACACAACUUCUGGAACUGAAUUGUGUUUUUUGGUGCAACACUUAAUACUGCUCCCUCGUAAACUGUGGAUGUGGGUUUAUUUGUUCCGCCUAGCUUCCUGUAAAUGCAUGCCUCCCUCUCUAUUCCCUCCUUUCUCCUCGUUCCUCACCUCCUCUGGCUCCUGUCUGCUUUCAUCCUGUCUUUCAUCUCCGUCUGUCUGAUCCUCCUUUCAUCUUUCACAGAGCUACUGUUCCAGAGACAUUCACAGAUGCUCUCUACCUCUCUCCAUCUCUGACUUUUCCCUCUCUCUACUGUAUCUCUCCAUCUCUCUCUAUCAUUCCCUCCAUCCAUCCCUCCCUCCCCCUCCUUUCUUCCCUCCCUUGUCCUGGUGUCAUGUCUAGUGCUGUUUGAUGUUUUCUGUGGGUAGCAACAGAGCAUUCCUCUUUCAACCCUUGAUACCAUGUUGCCUAGAUUAUAUUUAAGGACCAAAUGUUUUAUUUGUGAUCACAGCUUUAGCUUUUGAGCAAAAUCAAUGAAAUGAUAGUUGUUGAUGAUGAUGUUAUUGAUGAUGAUGAUGUUAUUGAUGAUGAUGAUGUUAUUGAUGAUGAUGAUGAUGAUGAUGAUGAUGAUGAUGAUGAUGAUGAUGUUAUUGAUGAUGAUGUUAUUGAUGAUGAUGUUAUUGAUUAUGAUGAGGAUGACCAUGAUGAUGGUGACAGUAAGAAUGUUUUUGAUGAUAGCUAGAAUAAAGCACAUUUAGAAAGUCA
Molecule: messenger RNA, 8876 nt
Organism: Salvelinus fontinalis (brook trout)
Lineage: Eukaryota; Metazoa; Chordata; Actinopteri; Salmoniformes; Salmonidae
Product: potassium/sodium hyperpolarization-activated cyclic nucleotide-gated channel 4-like
Exons: 9
Coding region: 2107-7350 (1747 amino acids)
Biological process (GO): transmembrane transport; monoatomic ion transport
Cellular component (GO): membrane
Molecular function (GO): monoatomic ion channel activity
Source: RefSeq, a predicted model, not a curated record